UACUAAAAAUUAAUUACAAAAUUAAAUUUAAAAUCUUAAAAUAAAAUACUAGCAACUAAAACUAUGAAUGAAGAAAAAUCUAAGCCAAGUACAAAUUAUUAGAUUGAGAAUUGCCAUAGUGCAUUUUUUUAUUUAAAGUGAUAGGUAGUAUCCAGAUUUUGGAUCUAGUGACAGAAACUUACAUCGUUCUAUUGAAAGUAUUCCUAUUAUUUUAAAAGAUGAAUGUUUAUUUAACUAAACGUAUGCUUUCUAAGAUGAAUAAUGUGACAUUCCCUGUCCCAAACACGAUUUCCGAGGAUAGCUGUUAUAAUGAUCAUUGGCAAAAACUUUUCGCCGACAGUAAUAUCGCACCCCGGCUUUCUAAAGACAUGAUAUGUAGAGUAUGUGCAAGAAGUGGAUGUACCCCUUUAACUGAGAGAAUAAUGGAUUAUGAAAUCAUGGAAGCUAUUUGUAGUGUUACAAAUGUUGCAAUGAGCUCUGAUGACUCAUUACCAAAAUUUAUAUGUACAGAAUGUUUGGAGUCUCUAAAAGCUGCCUUAACUUUCAAGAAGAAUUGUGAACUUGCAGAUAAAAGAUUUAAGAAAAUGUUGAAUCCCAUGGGCGACCCAUUAUUCCACUCAUAUCCAUAUUCAAAACAUGAUUUUCAAUUACUUUUACACCAUUUAAAGAAAAAACGACUGAAGCAUGAAGAAGCAAAAGAGAUUCAACGCAAGAAAAAAGAAAGAAUGCAACAAAAGAAACAGCCUAAAAGUAAAGAGAUCAAGUGCUCUUCCUGUGAUAUGGCAUUUACAUCCAAGGAUAGUUUAACAGCACACAGACAAGACAAGCAGUGUAUGUUGCGAGCUUGUGAUAUUUGUGGCCAGCUGGUAUAUAGUAUAGCAAAACACAUGCGACACAUACAUAAACAAUCUGUGACACACAAGUGUCCUACGUGUGGAAAGGAAUUUCCGAUUAUUGCCAGACUUAAAAAUCAUAUGCUCGUACACACAAAUACAUUUAACUUCUUCUGUGACCUAUGUCCAUACAAAUGUAAACAUAAGUACUACUUGGUGAUGCAUAUGCGUACGCACACUGGUGAGAAGCCCUACAAGUGUCCUGUGUGUCCCGCUACAUUUGUCAAUCCUUCCAAUUUGAACAAACAUAAGUUAACACAUCAAGAGAAACAAUUUAAGUGUGUAAUGUGCGAAAAAGCAUUCAGGACCAACGCUGCAUUGCGCGAACACCACGAAGCGACGCAUAUGAAUAUCAAACACACAUGUAAUUUCUGUGGAAGAGAUUUCUGUUACAAAUCCGAUUUACGUAAGCAUGAAAUCCGAACGCACAACCGUGUUAAACGCGACUACGUAGGCGGCGAGCCCACGUACAAGCAAGUGGAGAGGAUGCAGAAGGUGGAAGACCACGAGGCGAUAGAGAAGUGGCGGCAGCAGCAGCAGCACCUGAUCCAGCCGCAGGUGGAGACCUUCAUCGAGCAGAAGCAGGAGUUCAUGCACAACCACCCGGUGUACUUCACGGACGUCACCGGUAUCAUACAGCAGUCUGCGAUACCCCAACAACAAACAGUUCAAUUGGCUUUGCCAGAUCUAGUUAUGAAGAAGGAUGAAGUGAAGAUGUAUGAAGCGCAACAGACCAUGGGUUACUUUUGAAUCAACGACUUAACCGAGACUUAACUAUUACUAGAUAUUCUUAUAAAAUAAGUUCUGUUAAAAAUAUAAUUCACAAUUGUUUAUGAAAAUAGAUUAAAAGGAUUUUGUAGCGGUUAUUAUUUCUGUAUGUAACAUCACAACUGUUUGAACGGUGAAGGAAAACAUCGUGAGGAAACUGACAUGUCGAAGAAUCAAAAGUUCGACGACAUGUGACAUCUGCCAACCCGUACUUGGCCACCGUUAUAGUGGAUUAAAACUUCCUGGGCUGAUGAUGAUGAUGAUGAGAAGUCCCGAGAACCUUUCUCGGGAUUGUUAUUGGUCAACUUUCCCUCUAGAAAAAAUGAAAAUGGUGUUGAUUAUGUUACAAACACUAACUAUACAUUCGAUCGAAUGUAAAUCGCGGAAAACAUGUUAUUAGAAUAAUUUAUGCAAUCAUGUGGUCUAAUAUUUCUGUAACUUUCUUUUUUUUUUUUUUAAUCUUUUUUUUAUUUGGGGAUUUUUGUCCUAAAGAACGAUGACAAUCCCAUCGUACCUUAUACAAAUAUUUAACAACGAACUAUAUAAACUAUAUUUUAAAUUUAAAGUUAAAUAGCAUUCUAGCUGCAUCAGAGUGUGGUGCAGCUAGAAUGCUAUGAUAAACACCGACAUUCAUAAAAUUUAUUUUAAAUUUUGUUAUCAAUUACCUUUCUUUUAACAUCAUUCCGAACACAUUCCAUGAGGAAGUGUUGAAUAUCAUCAUAUCUAUGACACAAUUCGCAGUUGGGCGAGUCAGCUUUUUUUAAGAGAUAAGCAAAACUUCCGCACGGUACGUGUCCGGAACGAAGGUAACUUUCUUGUUUCUGUUUUCUUAUUCAGCUACUAUCAAUCAUGUAUAGGCAUAUGUUUAAAUGUAUUAGGUACUUAAUAUGGUGAGUUAAUAUGGAACUUAUAAGUUAUCAGUUUAAUAAUGACUUUUUAAUAUUCUAUCAUUCUUCAUUCUUAUUUGUCGUCAUACGUUACAUUUAUUUUAAAGGCAUUUAUUUGUUUAAAGCUACGAAGAGUUGUAGAUUUUUAUAAAAAAGCACUUAUUUUUUAUUUUGUGAAUGUAUA
Molecule: messenger RNA, 2732 nt
Organism: Colias croceus (clouded yellow)
Lineage: Eukaryota; Metazoa; Arthropoda; Insecta; Lepidoptera; Pieridae
Product: zinc finger protein 675-like
Exons: 11
Coding region: 219-1643 (474 amino acids)
Biological process (GO): regulation of transcription by RNA polymerase II
Cellular component (GO): nucleus
Molecular function (GO): RNA polymerase II transcription regulatory region sequence-specific DNA binding; zinc ion binding; DNA-binding transcription factor activity, RNA polymerase II-specific
Source: RefSeq, a predicted model, not a curated record